This is a messenger RNA of Quercus robur (English oak), 1487 nucleotides long. RefSeq names its product 2-carboxy-1,4-naphthoquinone phytyltransferase, chloroplastic. Gene Ontology annotation, molecular function: prenyltransferase activity. Lineage: Eukaryota; Viridiplantae; Streptophyta; Magnoliopsida; Fagales; Fagaceae. Gene Ontology annotation, biological process: phylloquinone biosynthetic process. The coding region runs from base 74 to 1279 and encodes 401 amino acids. Gene Ontology annotation, cellular component: membrane. The transcript is spliced from 11 exons. The record is from RefSeq and is a predicted model, not a curated record.
AGUGGGACACAGCUGAAUGGGAUUAAAUGUAUUCCUCCUUGUUUCUAGACAAUAUUGGAAUGCAUAGAUAUCAAUGGCCACCAUAUAUUGUAACCUAAACACAGGGUCUGGUCUGAAGAAACUCAAUGAAUACCUUCUGCAUCGGAGUUACUCAAAUAGGUAUCAUCUAAACUCCAAAAGAUCAUCAAGCUUCUUCUGUAACAGCAAAAAGCAUUUCCAUACCACUUACAGAAGAAAAUUGAAAAUAGAAAAAGGACACCAAUCUCAACAGGUACUUUCAGAGAGAAAUGCAGACUAUUCUGGCACGACUACUGAAGAAGAAAAAGAAAAUGAUGUUUCUAAGGCAAUUUUGAUAUGGAGGGCAGUUAAAUUACCAAUAUAUUCUGUUGCUUUGGUUCCUCUCACUGUAGGUAGUGCGGCUGCUUAUUUUCAAACAGGCAUAUUCUCCGCUAGGCGUUAUUUUGUUCUCCUGGCUUCCUCAGUUCUUAUUAUCACAUGGCUUAAUUUAAGCAAUGACGUUUAUGAUUUCGACACAGGAGCAGAUAAAAACAAAAGUGAAUCAGUUGUAAACCUCGCUGGAAGCCGUACAGUAACUUUACUUGCUGCUUAUUCAUUUCUUGCUCUUGGCUUCAUGGGGCUGUCAUGGACAUCCGUGGAGGCAGGAAAUAUGCGUUCAAUAAUAUCACUGGCAUGUGCGAUUAUUUGUGGUUAUAUAUAUCAGUGCCCUCCAUUUCGGUUAAGCUACCAAGGAUUGGGAGAGCCCCUGUGCUUUGCAGCAUUCGGGCCAUUUUCUAGUACUGCUUUUUACCUCUUACAAGGCAGCACAAGUCAGAUGAACUAUCUUCCCUUAAGUGGUACAAUUCUUUCUGCUUCAAUCCUUGUUGGCUUCACAACGUCCCUAAUUCUUUUCUGUAGUCACUUUCAUCAGGUAGAAGAAGAUAAGGCAGUUGGAAAAAUGUCCCCUCUGGUAAGGCUUGGCACCAAAAGAGGUUCGACUGUAGUGAAGGUUGCUGUCAUAGCACUUUACUUCUUGUUGUUUGCCUUUGGUCUAAUCAAGGCCCUUCCUUUUACUUGUAUUCUUUUCUGUGCUCUGACAUUGCCCAUGGGAAAACUGGUAGUUAGAUAUGUUGAAGAUAACCACAAGGACAAACAGAAGAUCUUCAUGGCUAAGUACUACUGUGUGAGAUUGCAUGCUUUAUUUGGAGCCGCAUUGGCUGCUGGACUAGUGGUGGCUAGAGCAGUCACUAAAAAAUAUGUUCCAAGGCCUAUAUUCUCUUGAGAUUUGUUCCAUGCCUUCAAUUUCAAAAUCAUGAUAAGGCAAAGAUCCUAUUGAGGGUUAUGAGAUAUAAAAAUUUGCUGUCAAAUAACCAGUCUCAUGCAUGCUGGACAGUUUGCUGGACUAAGCAAAUAGAAUGAGACUUAAUCCUGGACAAUUUUUGGAGUUCCUUUUGCAACAUUAAAUUACCAGAAGAGCAACUUUUAGUACA